Messenger RNA from Laccaria bicolor S238N-H82, 549 nucleotides. RefSeq lists its product as uncharacterized. NCBI's taxonomy places the organism in Eukaryota, Fungi, Basidiomycota, Agaricomycetes, Agaricales, Hydnangiaceae. The record is from RefSeq and is a predicted model, not a curated record. Bases 1 to 549 code for a protein of 182 amino acids. The transcript has 6 exons.
AUGCCAAAGGCUGUUGUACACCAUACAAAAUUUGGAUGUGUCAACUACAAUGACAUCAAGGUGAUAGCACGUAUUGAAGAGGCGUGCGACACUGUCAGGUCCAGGAAACUUCCACAUCUUGCAGCUGCAUCUCUGCAGUUUGGAAUCAACUAUGGUACACUUCACAACUGGUACCACAAAUUAAGCAAGCCUACCAAGCAGGCCCAUGAAAACAAGUGUUUGAUGAAUGAUGAGGAGGAGGCUGUCUUGGUUGACUGGAUCAAGUUUCUUGGGAUGGUUGGUCGCCUGAUCACCAGAGUAGUGUUUAAAGGUUCAGUUCAGUCCGGUUUUUUGCCCCGAAAAUGCGCAACCAUGGACCGCAACCGGUCCAGGACCAACCCAGAUAUUAAGGGAACCGAACUGAACCACAGGACCGGUCUUUUCCAGUCCAUAAUACUGUAUAGUAAAUCAUCUAUGACUGAAACCGAAUUACAUCUCCUCAAGACUUGGGCAAAAUUUAAUGUGGCAACUAUGCAAAAUGAUGAAAAUUUGAUUCUUAACCGUUUUUGA